Astrephomene gubernaculifera is the source of this 1154-nucleotide messenger RNA. The record is from the annotation of a GenBank genome assembly. Lineage: Eukaryota; Viridiplantae; Chlorophyta; Chlorophyceae; Chlamydomonadales; Astrephomenaceae.
CUCUGGUAUUUUAUGACCUAGAGACUGUGCUUGUAGCGAAGCGCCCUCUUCCUUCACUGGAAAGUUACGAUCACAUCUUUCGGUGUUUCAGCAAGACCGCCUUUACUCAUAUCUACUCGUCAGUGACUUUCAGAAAAUGUCUUUCUACAGGGGUACCGCUUCGCAUCCUUGGCACGACCUGCACCCCGGUAACGAUGCUCCUAACUUCGUCAAUGCCGUGAUUGAGAUUCCGCGAGGCUCGAAGGUCAAGUAUGAGCUGGACAAGGACACCGGUCUCUGCUUUGUGGACCGUAUCCUGUACUCGUCGGUUGUGUACCCCCACAACUAUGGCUUCGUGCCCAAGACGCUGUGCGAGGACGGCGAUCCCCUAGAUGUGCUGGUGCUCAUGCAGGAGCCCGUCGUGCCGAUGUGCUUCCUGCGGGCAAAGCCUAUUGGCGUCAUGCAGAUGCUUGACCAGGGUGAGCGCGACGACAAGCUCAUUGCCGUGCACGCCGACGACCCCGAGUUCAAGGGCUUCACGGACAUUAGCCAGCUGCCUCCCCACCGCCUGGCCGAGAUUAAGCGGUUCUUCGAGGACUACAAGAAGAACGAGCACAAGGAGGUCAUCGUCGACGACUUCCUUGGCGCUGAGGAGGCCAAGAAGGUUGUCAAGGACUCGCUGAACAUGUACCAGGACCACUACGUGCCCCGUAAGCUCCGGAACGUGUACGAGUAAGCGCGGAUGACCUACACCGUCGUACUUUUACAUCGUGUAUGCGACCUGGCGCAUUGUAUAUUUCGUUUGGGAUUGCUGCUGGCUUAACGGAACCUUGGUGACCGGUGGUGAUUAGGAGCUGUGCAGCGGGCCCUCUAUAUAUAAGGGUAUUGGCGGGCGUUGGGCACCUGCAGAGGUCAAUGCGUGAAUGAUUUAUGCGAUUGCUUGACGGCGGGUUUAGCCCUUCAGAACGAGCGGAUUUGAAGCCCUGACGGCCGUGCUGCGGUUGAUUAAGAGCCGGUGAUGGGCCUGUUGUAGGCACGCAAAGCUCAAUGGCGAAUUGGGUUUUUAGGGAGCGCUGACGGUGAAAGUGCCGUGCUGACGUUGUGCGCGUUUUACUCCCCCAUGACCCGCCUCCCUUGGAAGGUGUCUGAUAUUCAGUGUAAGCGUGGGCGUAAAC